AUGGGUACAUCGAAGAAGGAAGCCGCCCGCAAGUUGCGGGAGGGCAAGACCGGAGACGGAAUGGGCAAUGUCAAGACCAAGGGCGAAAACUUCUACAGGAGUGCUAAGAAGGUCAAGACUCUUAAUAUGUUUAAGGAUGGUAAAGCGCAGCGAAAUGCCCGCGGUGAAAUCACCAAAGCUGCUUCCUAUCAGUCGCGGGAUAUCCCAAACGCUCGGAUAGAGCCCAACAGAAAAUGGUUUGGCAAUACAAGAGUUAUAUCGCAAGAGGCUUUGAGCUCCUUUCGUGAAGCAGUCGCUGAGCGUGCUUCGGAUCCGUAUCAGGUUCUGCUGAAAACAAACAAGUUGCCGAUGAGUUUGAUCCGCGAUGGAUCGAACACAAAUGGAUUGAAGGAGCACAAGGCUAAGAUUGCAGUUGAGUCAGCACCGUUUAGUGACACCUUUGGUCCUAAGGCGCAAAGAAAACGAGUCAAACUCGGUGUUGGGACGCUCGAAGAUCUUGCUGGCGAAUCUGUCAAGAUGCACGACACGUAUUUGGAACGCCUAGGCCAAGCAAAGCUCCUGAGUGGGACAUCCGGUGAAGAUGCCGAGAAUAAGGAUGGUGGUGAUGUGCUGACAGCUGCGAGAGAGCCUGUUUUCUCCAAAGGCCAGAGUAAGCGCAUCUGGAACGAACUGUACAAAGUCAUCGACUCUUCCGAUGUUGUCAUACAUGUGCUCGAUGCUCGAGACCCUGAGGGCACCCGAUGCAGGAGCAUUGAAAAGUACAUUCGUGAGGAGGCACCGCACAAACACUUAAUUUUCGUUGUGAACAAGUGUGAUUUGGUACCAACCGGCGUUGCUGCUGCUUGGGUCCGUGCGUUAUCAAAAGAUCAUCCCACUCUCGCAUUUCAUGCUUCCAUUAACAAUUCUUUUGGCAAAGGGUCUUUAAUACAGCUUCUACGCCAAUUUUCUGCUCUACACUCAGACCGUAAACAGAUAUCGGUUGGUUUCAUCGGAUACCCGAACACCGGAAAAUCAUCCAUUAUCAAUACCCUCCGAAAGAAAAAGGUGUGUUCUGUCGCGCCCAUUCCUGGGGAAACAAAGGUGUGGCAGUACAUCACCUUAAUGAAGAGAAUCUAUUUGAUCGACUGCCCUGGUGUCGUUCCACCGAGCAACAGUGAUACCGAAGAAGACAUCCUUCUUCGGGGAGUUGUGCGAGUGGAAAAUGUCGAAAACCCGGAGCAAUAUAUCCCCGCUGUUCUCAAACGGGUUCAGCCUCGCCACUUUGAACGAACAUACGAAGUCAAGAAUUAUAAAGACGCGAUUGACCUCCUGAGUAUCCUCGCAAGAAAAGGCGGGAGACUACUCAGAGGCGGAGAGCCUGAUGUCGAUGGAGUUGCUAAGAUGAUCAUUAAUGACUUUCUUCGCGGAAAGAUCCCAUGGUAUUCUUCACCACCACAUUCUGGUGAUGAUCCUGGUCCUUCAGAUGAAAGGAUUGAAGGGCGUGAGGGACGGCUUGGCGAAAUGAGUCGCAAGCGGAAGCGAGAUGGCUCUGAAGCUGGAUACUCAGAAGCCCCGUCCGGUGUUGCAGUUUCGGGGACGGACGAUACCGAUGCUGACAAGGAGUUUGAAGGAUUCGGCGAAAGUGAUGAAGAUUCACCUGUUGCCGUGGAAGAUGCAGAGAACCAAGAAAGUGCCUAG
Messenger RNA from Paracoccidioides brasiliensis Pb18, 1677 nucleotides. RefSeq lists its product as uncharacterized. Gene Ontology annotation, cellular component: nucleolus. The record is from RefSeq and is a predicted model, not a curated record. The coding region runs from base 1 to 1677 and encodes 558 amino acids. The transcript is spliced from 3 exons. Gene Ontology annotation, molecular function: GTP binding.